AUGCUGGCUGUGCUUGUGAUUCGCUUCAGCACCACAACGAAGCACAGCGCUGCCACAGCGCAUGGUGGCCGACAGCUUUCGAGUGGAGACACUGCAAACCGCUUGCAUGUGUUGACAAACGACCACGUCAAGCCAGUGCACCUGAAGCCCAACGCCACAGCCGCACCCAACGAACACAGCGUGGCCGACUUGAACCGACAGCCGACGGUUGUGGAGAACAGCGCCAUCCACAGCCUGUUGUACUCGGGCAGCAUCGCCUCUUUCCCUCCGUUCCACAAGCUGGCUGAGCCACCGUUCUUCAUCUCCCUCGUGCCUGACAACACAGCGCUGAUGCACCUGUGCCUGAGCCAUCUCGGAGACUCAGACUUGCAGGAGUGCAGCAGCACAGGACAGGCCGCGCGCCACCAACUCUUCUUGCUGUCAUCAGAUGGGCACAUUGGGUUUGAGGUGAAGGGGGUCGGCCACUACUGUCUCCAAGCCAGCAACGAGCUCGAGCGUGGCAACAACGACAAGCUUGGUGAUGCGGACGAGGCCAUCCACUCCAACUUAGAAGCGACCAAGGGAACGUCCCUGGCUGCUAAAGAUACCGUCGACACCUGGCAGUUUGUGCCGGGCACGGGCCUCGUUCACGACCGCACUGGCGGCUGCCUCACCUACCACUACCCGUCGCAGAUCACGCUGGAGCCGUGUGGGGACCGGGGCAGCCAGUGGAUGCUGCGCACGGACUUCAACAACGAGACCCGCCCCAUCCCUCGCGACUGGGACAGCGAGCUGGCGGCGCUGGCAGAGCGCAGAGACAGACAGGUCAAGCCGCUCAUCGACCACGUGCGACACGUGGCAAGGAAGACACCAAAGCUGAUGCACCGUGCCCUGUCGCGUGCGGCAAAAGGACCACAGGGUGUCGGUGGGCGGCGUGCCGUCGUCUUCUUCAUGGAGCCAAACGCCAUGCUUGCGAUGCAGGUGCGGUGGUGGCUCAAGGCGUGGCAUGAACUGAGACUUGACGAGGCAGAUCAGCGCAUGGAUGUGCUCAUCAUGGGCAAUGGCGAUGACUUUGAGUCACUCCAGUCGCUUGGCUGUGAGAUGAAGCGGCUUGGCACGCAAACGACGAUCCCAGCCUCGGAUGCACACGGUGUGUGCUGGCUGUUCCCUUUCCAAGGCAUCAACACCCGCGAGCCUGGGAAGCAUGAUCGCUGGUUCAACAGCUUGGAGGUGUUGGUAAACGAGAGGACGCGGCCGCUGCUGGAGCAGUACGACCAGCUCUUGCGCGCAGACGCCGACACGCUGCCCACACCCAAGAUGCGUGGGUAUUGGUCCGAAAAGCUGGUGCUCAGCCUCAAUGCUGGCUACGCAACGCGGUAUGCGGACGCCAAGCUGGCCACACUUGCAGGCCUUGUGGGAUUUUUGUGGCAGGAUCUUCGCAACAUUGGGUCGACGUUCUACGGGCCGACGCAGAGCGUGCUGCAUCUGGUGGAGCUGACCAUCGCCGUCGGGGAGCUGCUGCGCAAGUACACGUUUGCGCCCGGCACGGGGUGCAUGCUGCCGCCCAAGCUGCGGCCGGCAGACAUCGACUGCGAGUGGGGCUCAGGCCUGUGGCUUGGCGUGUCACUGCUGUACUCGCAGCAGAUUGCGGCAAACCACAUGGUUGGCAGCGGGUUUCCAGUGCACCUGUUGCGCGAUGCCCAGUUUGACGUGCGCACGGACAUGAAGUUUGACAUCUGCGCCGUGAAGAUGCUGCACGUGUACCACAACCGCGAGCGCUUCUCCAAGCUAGCUCUGCACGACGGCGCGUACAAGGACUUUGACAUGUCCAACCUGGACCUGCAUGUGACACGCGACUUUAUCACGUACUUUGCACUCACUGCGAACAACCAAGGCAUGAACGGCGACGUUGCUCUAACGACCGCGGGAGACCCCAGUCUCUUGUGUGGUUGA
Molecule: messenger RNA, 1932 nt
Organism: Salpingoeca rosetta
Lineage: Eukaryota; Choanoflagellata; Craspedida; Salpingoecidae
Exons: 3
Coding region: 1-1932 (643 amino acids)
Source: RefSeq, a predicted model, not a curated record